Fonsecaea multimorphosa CBS 102226 is the source of this 474-nucleotide messenger RNA. RefSeq lists its product as uncharacterized. Gene Ontology annotation, cellular component: nucleus; spliceosomal complex. The record is from RefSeq and is a predicted model, not a curated record. The transcript has a single exon. Gene Ontology annotation, biological process: mRNA splicing, via spliceosome. Bases 1 to 474 code for a protein of 157 amino acids. Lineage: Eukaryota; Fungi; Ascomycota; Eurotiomycetes; Chaetothyriales; Herpotrichiellaceae.
AUGCCUCCCGUCCGAUCUCGCGCUCACAAGAAGCCUCCCCCAGCGGGGUUCGAAGACAUCGAAGACACUCUGCUCGAGUACUCGAACAAGAUGCGCGACGCGCAGAACGCAUCGCACGAGGGCAAAAAGAAACACGAGGCCCUCUGGCCCAUCUUCCAGAUCUCGCACGCCCGUUCCCGCUACGUAUACGACCUGUACUACAAGAGAGAGGCCAUCUCGAAGCAGCUGUACGAGUGGCUAAUCAAGAACGGUUACGCGGACGCGGCGUUGAUCGCCAAGUGGAAGAAGCAAGGGUAUGAAAAGCUCUGUUGUCUAAGGUGCGUGCAGACCAAGGAGACGAAUUUCCAGGGGACAUGCAUCUGUCGCGUGCCCAAGGCGACGUUGAAGAGGGAUGGUGGCGAAGCGGGCGGAGAAGGCGGCGGCGGGUUGCAGUGUGUUAAUUGCGGGUGUAGAGGGUGCGCGAGCAGUGAUUGA